Messenger RNA from Lutzomyia longipalpis, 7875 nucleotides. RefSeq lists its product as uncharacterized. The record is from RefSeq and is a predicted model, not a curated record. The coding region runs from base 709 to 7170 and encodes 2153 amino acids. NCBI's taxonomy places the organism in Eukaryota, Metazoa, Arthropoda, Insecta, Diptera, Psychodidae. The transcript has 16 exons. Gene Ontology annotation, cellular component: type III intermediate filament.
CAAGCGGGCACCGUGCGGCAGUCAAUCGGUGUCCGACCAUCGGAGUAGAUUUAAGUUGUUCACGCAUUUGCGAAGAAAUCAAACGAAAAAAAAAAUCCAACAAACGAACUUUUAGCGAUAAGAACUGCACCAUUCUUUGAUUAGAAAUAAAACGAACAAUUGCUUAAGUGACUCCCCCUCUGUGGCUUUUAAUUGUGAUUCAUCUGUGGACUAUUUUUUUGCACUGAUUUUUGCGCAAAUAAGACGGCUUUUUAUUGAUUUCUUUGCUUUUUUUAUUGCUCUCAAAACACAAUUCGAACGAAAACUUUUUUUUUACCCAUUUUCCGUGGGUGGUGAAAAUUUUUGCACAUAAACAUCGAUUUUAUAAAUCCAGAGAGUGCCGAUACAUUCUAUGUAGUCAUAAAAGUCUGGCACAAGUGGAACACAGCAUAGAAGUUUACACACAAAACGACACAGUUGAGAACGAAAACUCAGCUGUUUGGCUAAAGGAUUAAAUCUUUUUUUUUGUGUAUUUUAUGCGUUGGAUAAAUCGAUUAUUGCGCGAGAAAUCAGCGAAUUGAGCAGUCGCAUUUGGGAAAGAUUGACUCAAUUCGCGACAAGGAGCCAUACGACGAGGUCUGUGACUCAAUAACACUCUGGGUUGGACACGAAGAGCUCGUGGUGAUUUUCUGUGAGACACAGAGGAGGUUUUCAACCAAAGAAAAAAAUAUGGCAGAAAUCAAGCAGAAAAUCCCCAGCAGCAAAUCCAAUGAAUCCAUCAAUGUUGAAAUUUCUGGUUCAGCAGAACGGCAAAAGUGCUCACGUGAACAGUGUGAUGAAAAACUCAGUGAAGAGUGCCAAGUGUUGAAUGAGGUGUCAGUGGUGAAGAAGCCACCCGUUCCGAUUAAGCGGAAGAAGACAAUUGUAGUUGUGGAGAAGAGUUUUGCAGAAGUUGACUCUGAGGGGUCGAAUGCCAAAGUUGCCGGCACGACAAAUAAGAGACUCAAAAUGGACGAUAAAGUCGUCACCGCGAAACCCCCGCUACCACCGAAGCCAGCAGCAUCAGUGAAAAUUGCACCAAAGACAGACAAGGUGAAGAGGAAGGCCGAGGAGAAUAGGGCCACCCUUGUGCAGAAACUCAAUGCCUAUGCCGAGCAGCUGCGCCUUGAAGUCACCGAACUGAAGGCCUCCCUCAUCACCGAAAGAAAUGCCGUGAGAGCUUUAAGAGCACAAAUAGAGGCAAACACUAGAAAAGCCAAAGUUGAAACAAAGAAGCACCAAGAAGCUCAACUUAGAAAGGUCUCAGCAGCACCACUCCAGGGAUCAACUUCCGCCAAGAAAAUAAGCAGCCAGAAGAGAGAUGAACCCGCAACGGCUUCAAUUGGCAUUGAGUGCUCCCUCCUGCUGGACACAGGAAAACUCAGUCAGGAAAUUUCCAUUUUGCGGGAUGCUAACAAGUGUCUGGAGGAAAAAUUUCAGAUCACUUCUGAGGCCGAGAAACGGAAAUCUGCCGAUAUGAGAGAACUGAAGGAUUCGUACGAGCUACGAUUGACUCAAAUAACGAAAUCAGCUAAAACCGAAAUUCAUCGUUUGUUGGAAGAAAUAAAGUUCAAGGAUCGUAUGGUGCGACAACUGAAGAAGGAACUAAUGCGGAAAGACGUUAAAAGACUUGAGACAAAUGUGAAAAAUUCGAAAAAUCAUCAAGAUAUGCGAAAACUGAAGGAACCUGAGCGAAGCAGCAGUAGCAGCAAUACGAAUUGUAGUAAAAUGACGACGUGUGGUGGAAAUGAAUUCGUUUCAAUGCCACACGAAAUACCAACACGAAUUUUGGAAGCUCACAAUGAACUUCAUAUGUUUAGAAAUAAGGACCCCGCGGGAUCAGACAAUGAUUCAGCACUCUCCUCGGCGCCACCGUCUCUGAGUCCACAGCCCAACUCACCUCCGGAUGUGUGGCAAACGUACAAUACAAAAGAAGUCGUGUGCCAUGGAAGUUUGCAGAAAGAAAUUGAUUUCCUACAGCGAGAAAAUGAUGCCCUAAAUGUACAACUGUGUGCGUCACGUGAGAAGAUUCGGGAGCUGGAAAAAGCAUUGAUUGUGACACAGAAUGGCAAUCAUACACAGCACCUGAUGGAGAAGAUAAGACUUUUGGAGCAGAAGGAGUCAGAACUGCAUAAAGAGGCAUACGAGCUGAAAGAGCAAAAUGAAUUACUGGAGUUUAGGAUUGUUGAAUUGGAGGAAAGUCACGACAAGUGGUCACUCAGAAGCAAUUCAACUCCAGACACGCGGGAUGUGUGGACGGAUACGGAGAAAGAGCACGACGAUCUCAUGAUGUCUGAGCGAUCGGAUUCAGGAGUCACCUCGCCGCACAGCCACCAUCAGCUAGACGAUCGAACCAGUUUACCAUCGCCAUGUGAUUUAUCUAUGAUCGACAGCAUUCCCAAUGAUGAUGUCAGAAAGCGGAUUAUUGCAAUGACAAAGAGACCCUGCUACGAUGAUGAUGACAAACUCUGCCUCCUCCAAAUACUCUCUCUCCUCAAUAAUCUCGAGGCUCUGUCGCAGGAUCAGGAAAUCACCGGAGAAUUCCUCAGCCUGGACGCCAAUCAAUCCCGGCGAAGUGGAUCAACGGAAAAUUACAGUGUUUUAACCGAGGAGACUCCGAAUCGGUUGAAGAAUCAAGCAAGGAUCGUUGCAACAGUUCAACCCUACAGCAGUGGUUUGGACUCCGAGGAACCCAUCAAGCCUCGCUUUACCUCCCCACCAAAUACUCCCGAGACCUGCGGCAAGCGUGGUAAGAAUCUCUCCACAAGUACCCUCCAGGAGAGUGGGGUCUUCGACACAGAUCCCAGUGACGCUGUCACCCAAAGUACCCAAACCAGCCCUGAAGAUUUUCCCGUCUACGAGGCGCGUAGUGGUGAUCUCACGGCUGAGAUUCAGAAGCUAAAUAAAUUCAGGGAACGCAUCGAGGAGUGCGUAACAGCCAAGAAGUCCAGUGUUGUAAAUCUCCUCUCGCCGGAGCAGAAGCGUCUGCAGUACUACAAGGAACGUCUUGAGCUCCUUGAGAAUAAGAUUCUCGUGUACGAGAGUAGUGGGGAUCUGCAGGUGCGUCGGCUAGCUGAGCGUCUUCAGCGGGAGAUUCACCUUGAGGCGCUCGUGAAGCAACUCAGUGGGAAGCUUGAGGAACUCGAGAAGGAGAAUCGCAUCAUCGACGAGGAGCGGUGUGAAUUUGAGGAGGCAGAAAACGAUACGCGGCUGCGGCUACAGAGGCUGGAGGUGGAAUUUGAAAUUCUCAAUCAGCGCAAUAUUGAGCUAGAAAUGUCCCGGGAGGCAUUGCAGUUGAAGCUGAAGGACACCCAGAGGCAUGUUGUGGCGAUGGAGGAUCAAAUUGAGGAGUAUCAUGCAAAGUUCGAGGAGGUUGAGAGUGCCAAAAAUAAUCUCAGUUCAGUCAUGGAGCAAAUACAAAAGGCAAUGCCCGUGCUAUUUCUCUAUCAUGAAUAUCAGCUGAAGCAGGGCAUAGCUGAUGCUGUUCCCAUCCCAAAGAUUGGAAAUUCCGAUGGCAUUUCAUGCAGUAGUGCAUCCAGUGGGGAAUCCACAAAUGGAGGAAGUAGUUCAACGGAGAAGGAGCUGAGGCUCAAAGUUUGCGAGCUGACGAAUCGUGUGAAGGAACUCGAGAAGGGUAUUGAUGAGCUGAAGCUGGCCUACAAUGAGACUCUCGAGAAUGCUGACAAUCUCUGGGCACAAAUGGAGAAAGACUACAAAGAUCGUCUUCAGCAGAUGCAGGUGAAUGAGCAGAAUAUGAAGGUGAAAAUUGGGCAACUUGAGGAGCGUAUUGUGAAGGAUUCUCAGUAUGCCCAGGAGAGGAUGGGUCAGAUGGAGGACAGUGAGUUUGCGCUCAAGAAUCAAAUUUGCAAACUAAACCGAGAGAAUAAGGAGCUUCUGAAGAAGUACACAGCUCUCGUGGAGGAGUACAAUGUCCUCAAGGAGGAUUGUCAGAAUCUCAAGAACUAUCUUGAGGGCCCAGCAGCUGUGGUGCUGGACAAGGAGAGGAGCAAAGUGAAGACACUCGAGGAAGAUCUCAAUCAUUCGCAGCAAAUUCUCAAAUCAUUGGAAGCAAUGCACAAGAAUGAUGCUACAACCCUAAGGAGUCAAGUGACAAAGGCCAAGAAGGAGCUGGAGCAUGUAAAGGUGACUAAUCACGAGCUACACGAGGAGGUGGCAACGCUGGAGACGAGAUUGAGGGAAAUGCGAAGGAUUAAAUCCGCCGAUGAUGAGACAAUCAAGAGUUUAUCGCAGGAAUUGCGAGCAAAACAGAUUCAAUUGAAUAAUCUGCAGCAGAUGAUUAAACAUGGUAGCCCACCCACACUGGCUCAGGAAUUGGGUAACAAGAGGAUAUGCCUGGGUGAUCCGAAACCCCUCAAGAAGGCCACUUUUGAGCUACAGAAUUCCAUUAAGAGUUUCGAGGGCUGCAAGAAUUGCUCGAGUGCCAAUCCUCAAGUUGCUGAUGUGUGCAAAGGUGUUAAGCGUUUAGCUAAUUCCCUACUGGAAGAUGCUGAGCCUGGGAAAGCUCCAUCAAAGACUGAUGAGGUGAGUAAAUUUGGGGGUCCGGAAUCACUGGGAAUGCUCGGGAAAGCUCCUUUAGUCCUCCAAGCUCAUGUUUCCUCGAGAAAUUGCUUUUCUUCCACUGAAAUUCUCUACUACAAAAGCCCCAUGAAGAAUUCUCAAUCAAUUGAAGAUACAAAUAACUCAAGAACUUCAGCCAUUGAGGGUAUUCUCGGGGGAAUAUUGGGUGAAGAUGAAAGUCUUUCCCACAGAAGUUCACCACAAUUUUCCCAGCUUUCUCCGAAACUUUUCACCGAUGGCACUAAUGACAUGGGCGGGGAGGAAAUGGGGGUCAUGGGUGAAGGUGAAAAGCAACAGGUGCUGCAGACAAAAGAUAAAAGUGGAGAAUCAUGCAAAAGUCUUCCAAAUCUCAUGAGUUCACGAAGUUCAAAUGCUUCGCUCAUUUCGGGUAUUUUGAGUAAUUUACUCAACAUUCGGAGGAAGCACACGUUCAAAUCCAGCAGUGAUGUAUCAUAUUUUGGCGUGCUAUUUCCGACAAAGACUUCAUUGGUGUGCCAAACAGCUUCAACAAUCGGAAGUGGGGUACCACAUCUGCGUGAUGGUGUGAACAUUCCAACAAAAGUCGGAAGUGUACCGAUAAAAGAUUUACGGCAUGUUGAACAGUGCCCAUCAAGGCAGAAAAUUUUACAAUCAUUCCAUGAUAAUGAAGAAAGUGUGAGCAAAGAACCAGAAAAUAUUAAUCGUGUGAUUAAUGAUACUGCAGAGAAAGAUUUGUGUACUUUCGUUUCGAGAGAGAUCUCCCCGGGAAAUUCCUACAGCAAAUUGAGCGGACACAGUGUACAACAUGUGGAGGAAGUUUGUAAAUCAAAUACUGUGGGUAGGAAAGAUGAGCAAAAAAUUAACAAAGAUUCUCAAAUGAAUGGAAUUUUGAAGGAAACUGCGGUAAAAAAUGUGAUUGAUCCUGAAAAUAUUUCUGGGGAAGCUUUACAGGAAGUUCUUGUGGCAAAAGAAGUCUUUGAAAUUGAUGGAGAAAGGAAAGCUUCUUCUGAGAAAAUUAAGGAUUCUAACAAAAGGACUAAAACUCUGGAGAAUGCUUCUGAAACUCAAAAGGAUUCUACAGAAGAAAUUGCAAAUAAUCCUACACCGGAAGUGAAGAACAAAGAGAUCUUUGAAACAAUUAACACUGAACAAAAGGAGCCAAAUAAGGUCCUUAAAGAAAGCCAAGAAGUAGAUCCUUUCUCCGGAUAUUCCUUGGAGAAUUUUAAUCAAAAAUCUAAUGAACAAGGAGAUGAAAAAAUGUCUACAAUUGCAUCGGAAAGGACAUCCUGUUCAAAUGACAAUCAAUCAUCAUUUCCUUAUUCACCUUCGUCAAGAAGUGAGGCAAUGUACACAGCACGAGAGGAAUUAUCCACCCCCGCUGCUUCACAGAAAAACCCUCCAGAUGAGAAAAUUCAUGAAAAUUUGUCUGCAAAAUCAGAAACUCCAAAAAGCUCCAAAAGCACCCCGGGCAGUGUUUCAGAAAGCUCCAAGGAGUGGUUCUUUGGGGACAAGGCAAAAUUCCAUUAUAGCUUAUUUGAGGGGAAGAAAAAGGUCACUGUUACAGCUGAAAAUGAAGAUAAUAUCAAGAAAAUGACUGAAGAAAUUAUUUCUUCCGUUAUUGAGUGUCUCAGUAAAUGUCCUUCAGGAAAUAAUUCAGAUGAGGUCAGUAAUAAAUUAAAAGAAAUCUACUUGCAAAAUGAUCAGGAAGGACUCGGAAUGCCUUCUGAUGAUGAUCAAUUGAUCACACUUUCGGAAAUUCUAAAUAUAAAGAGAGAACUUUUUGAGAUGCAAGAAAAACUCCCCCAAACUGAUUCAAUAUUUGAGGUGGUUAGAACUUUAGCAUGCCUUAUUAGGGAUGAGAGAUGCAAGCACUUUUGUGGGAUGAAAAUUAGGCAAUUGACGAAAAUUGUGAGAAUUUUGGUUGAUGGUUGGCGAAAGGGGCUAAAUGCCGAGAAGGGGGAUGCGGGAUUAAUGGCAAAAGAGGAAUUUUCCGAAGGAUCUACAAGUGCAAGAGGACAUUCAAGCACAAUGGGCAAGACGACAAUUGUUCAUAAAUCCUCCGGGGAAAGUCAUCAUGCUCUAACAUCAACAGAUAUGGAUGUUCUCUGGGAAACAUUCAGUGAAAUAUCCCAAAUUAAGGAUAAAUCUUCAGGUGAAGGACAUCCUUCGAAAUACAUCGUUGAUCUUGAAAAUAAUCUCAGUGUUCUCACGGAUUUUAUCGAUCAACUCGAGGCAAAGGAUCAGAAGAUCAAAGGAAAGAAAUCUCUCUCAUCGAUUGAUAAUCUCAGGAAGAGCCUUAAGGAGAGCAAGAAAUUGUCCGGAAGUUUUCGAUCGGGUAGAUCUAAAAGAAGGGCAGAUCAUCUCCAUGGAUUCUCUCCUAAAAUGUCAUUGAGAAGCUCCAACGAUGAGAGGCCUGUUGAGGAAAUGCUUGAAUCGGCAAGGAGUUAUAUUCAUUCAUUCUAUGACGCCUUGGAUGAUCACAGUAGAAGAAAUUUUCAGGACACCUACAGGAAUAUUUCGUCAGCACUGGAAGCUUUGCGAUCAAUGACCAAUAGAACGUCAAGUGAUUCAAGUCCAGGACAUUUCCGCUUUUGAGAAUCUGAUUUCGAAAUUUUAGUUAUUCUUAAUCCUGAUGAUGCUAUUCAAUAUAUUUCUUAUCCUUUUAUUGGGGAUUUAAAUAAAUCAGAUUAAAUAAAAUAAACUUAAUAAUAAUAAAUAAAUCAUAAUUUGUAAUUUUAAUUCUUUUAUUAUUCUAUGCUGUUCUUUCAAAGACAAGGAAUAAACUCUAUUGUUCUAAGGCUUAGAAAAAUUUUAAUUCUAAUCAUUUUUUAAAUAUAUAAAUGUUGAAAAAAAUUAAAUGAUUUCUUUAUUAAUGGCUUGAAUUAUAGGAGAAAAAUAUGGACGAAGAGAGAACUUUGAGAAUCCUAACAAUCCUUCGUUUAGAAUUUUAGAAAUUAAAAAUUCAAAUUAAUUCUCUCAGUAAUCGAUAAAAAAUUGUUUGCCAGCGUUUAAAAAAUUCUUUUAAUCUUUUAAAAGUUAAAAAAAUAUUCUUAAAAAUCCAAUGUUUGACAUGAAAUGCCCAAAUAACUGUGGACAGGAUGAUUGUCCAUUUGUUUGUGAUUUAAAAUCUCGUAAGACACCCCCGCGGACGCUCAAAUUCUAUAAUCAAAUUCAAAUUCAAGAAAAUUCUAAAUUACAUAUUGUUUUCUCUUUAUAGCAGUUUUACGGUCGAUUCGUGACAUCCGUGUAGACAAUGAGGGAACCUUCCAUAACAUCCAAGGAGAAAAUCAAGAAUCAAAA